AUGUCGAAAUUUACCAUGCUCGUACGAAAAUGCCAUGUAUUCCCACCAUCGCUCCGAUGUGCAACAACCACACUCCAACGUCAUAAUUAUGGCAUGACUAACCAGCAACCACUUCUCGGAAAUUUCCGACGAAGUCUGACAACCAAUGCCAUCCCCAACCUCAAACCUCCCCAAUCCCAUUUCCAACCCGAGACUCCUAACCAGGAAUCUUCCUCACAUGUCACAGAGAAACACCCUUUGGGAACCAUGCGGCCAGUAAAGGUCAUUAGCAUCGGAGCGGGAUUCAGCGGUAUCAACAUGGCUCGAGCAUUGAAACGACAAGGCACCAAUAUCGAACACAUAGUCUACGACAAAAACCCCGAGGUGGGCGGUACAUGGUAUGAGAACUGUUACCCCGGAUGUGCAUCCGAUGAUCCUUCUCACAACUAUCAGUUUUCCCACACACCAAAUCCGGGUUGGAGCUCGUUGUUUGCGCCGGCUGCGGAGAUACAGAGGUAUUUAUUGGGUGUGUGCGAUAAGUAUGGGUUGAGGGAUUGUAUUAAACUGUCUCAUAAGAUUAUACGUGCUGAGUGGGAUGAGGCGAAUGGAGAGUGGGUUUUGAGGAUUAAGAAUGAGGUUACGGGGGUGGAUUUUGAGGAUCGAUGUCAUUUUUUGUUGAAUUCUGGGGGCAUGUUUAAUGACUGGAAGUGGCCAGAUAUCAAGGGAUUGCACUCUUUCAAAGGAGAAUUGGUCCAUUCUGCAAAGUGGCAGAAGAAUUUGGAUGUCAAGAAUAAGAGAAUUGCCGUCAUUGGGAAUGGGGCGUCUGGAGUUCAGAUUGUCCCGGUUUUACAACCAGAAGUCACAAAGCUUUCCCAUUUCGUAAGGACAAAGACUUGGAUUUCGCCCAACAGCAAAGCAGUUUCACAUAUCAUGGAAGAGUAUGAACUUGAUACUAAACACAAGUUUUCAGAGAGACAAAUCCAGAAAUUUCGAGAGGAUCCAGAGAAAUACACGAAGUUUCUGAAAGCUAUUGAGGCUUUGUCUAACAAGAGAUUCAAGACAAUCCUACGCGGCAGUCCAGAAGCCCUAGAAGCAAAACGUAUCAUCUCUCUCUACAUGGCCGAUACACUCAACCACGACAAACAACUUCUCGAAGCCCUAAUACCCAAUUUCCCCGUCGGCUGUCGACGCGUUACCCCAGGUAUCGGUUAUUUGAAAGCUCUCACGCAACCAAAUGUCGAUGUCGUCACAACAGGUAUUGAAGAAGUUCAAUCUGAUGGUAUCAAACUUACCAAUGGUGACUUUGUCAAAGUCGAUGCGAUAAUUUGCGCGACGGGAUUUAAUUGUUCGUUCAUACCGCGCUUUCCGAUUAUUGGGGAGUUUGGUAAUUUGCAGGAUAUUUGGAGGGAUCAACCUAGUCAGGCGUAUAUGUCGUGUAUGGUUCCUGCAUACCUCGGACCCAACGGCCCCCUAGCCCACGGCGCCAUCCCCAUCAUCACCGAACAACUAAGCGCCUUUGCCCUAAAAUUCAUCCACAAGUGCCAGCGAGAAAACAUCGCUUCCUUUCGACCUCAGCCACAAGCAGUCAAAGAAUACACAGAACACAUUGCGAAAUUCAUGACGAAGACGGUCUGGGCAAAUGAAGGGGUUCGCAGUUGGUAUCGGAAUGGGAAGAGUGAGGGACCGGUGCUGGCAUUACAUCCGGGGAGUCAGGCGCAUUUUUUUCAUAUGCUGGAGAAGCCUAGGUGGGAGGACUUUGAAUGGAGGGUGGGUGGUGGUAGGGAGAAAGAGGGGAGGGAAGGGGAUAAUAGAUUCGCGUAUUUAGGAAAUGGAUUUUCGGCAAAGGAGUCUGAGGUGGGUGGUGAUGAUACGUGGUAUUGGGGAAAAGCGGAUGAUAUAUGA
Messenger RNA from Sclerotinia borealis F-4128, 1881 nucleotides. The record is from the annotation of a GenBank genome assembly. NCBI's taxonomy places the organism in Eukaryota, Fungi, Ascomycota, Leotiomycetes, Helotiales, Sclerotiniaceae.